This is a messenger RNA of Octopus bimaculoides (California two-spot octopus), 5479 nucleotides long. RefSeq names its product transient receptor potential cation channel subfamily M member-like 2. Gene Ontology annotation, molecular function: ligand-gated calcium channel activity. The record is from RefSeq and is a predicted model, not a curated record. Gene Ontology annotation, cellular component: plasma membrane. Gene Ontology annotation, biological process: calcium ion transmembrane transport. NCBI's taxonomy places the organism in Eukaryota, Metazoa, Mollusca, Cephalopoda, Octopoda, Octopodidae.
UUCUAAAAGACAACAGAUUAUUUUCUUUUAGCUGACAAUUCACUUUACUUUAUUCCUCAUAAAUGCAGGGGUUCAAUACCCAGGACAAAUAAGCUUUCUUUUGUAAGAAUGUAAGAAUGUUACUUCAGAUUAAAUGAAAUGGAUAUGAAAAAUAUAAAGGUUUACCCGACAAGGGAAGAAACGAUCCCAACUUAUAAUAACGUUGCGUUUCAAGAAAAUGGGAAUGAGAAAGACAGUAUUAACAGAAGUGGAGCUUUAAAGAAUGAGAGUAACAAAAUAGCGAAUGCCAAAACCGAGUGCACCAUACCUGGUGCUACCAAUAUUGAGAGUAUCACAGUUGAAAGCAGCAAAAUUGGAAAUAGAGAAGAGGGAAAUAACAAAGAUGGAAGUAAUGAAGGUGAAAGCGAUAAACAGGGAAACAGCAAAGAGGAAACAGAAAGACGAUGGAUACUCGAAAACAUAAAGAUGAGAAAAUGUAAGACGUUCGUCCCCAAAUCUGAUAAUGUAUGUCACUGUGGGUAUGAUAUAGAACAACAUGAAAAGCAAACACACUACCCUUUUAAAUGGGAAGAAGAAACAGACACUGAGCUGUUGCCAACAAAUGCAUUUGGUGAAGUGGAAUUUCGAGGACUUGGUCAGAAAAUUGGAAAAUUUGUCCGUGUGGAUCAUAAAACACCAAUGGAGACAAUUAUUAAAUUGAUAACAGCUCAAUGGAAUUUGUCGUUACCAAACCUGCUUAUUUCUGUGACCGGAGGAGCAAAGAACUUCCAGAUGAAGCCACGGCUUAAAGAAGUAUUCAGGCGUGGGUUAGUGAAAGUUGCAAGAAGUACAGGUGCCUGGGUUACUAGUGCAGGAUUACAUGCUGGAGUGAUGAAGCAUGUUGGAGAAGCUAUUCGGGAUUACGGAUUUGCAUUAUCUGGCAAGGACAAGGUGGUGGCAAUAGGCAUUGCACCAUGGGGUUGUGUCCAGAAAAAAGAAUUAUUAGAGAAUCCAAAUGGAUCUUGGCCGGCUGAAUAUCAUGUUAUAAAUUAUCAUAGCAAAAGGAUGAGCCCCUUGGAUCCUAAUCACUCGCAUUUCAUCCUUGUUGAUAAUGGUACUCAGCAUACUUUUGGGACAGAAAUUGAAUUCCGAACUCAUUUGGAAAAGACCAUUGCAAGUAAAAAUAUCCGAGAGACAGAAAAGAUCAAGAUUCCAGCUGUUGUAGUAAUGGUUGAAGGUGGACCUGGAACUCUGAAGACAGUCUUUAGUUCAACUUCAUGCCAUACUCCAGUUAUUGUAGUAAAGGGAUCUGGUCGGGCAGCAGACAUAAUGGCUUAUGCUUACCAAACAGCAUUCAAGAAUGUAGAAGAGGAAAAUGACAAAGAUAUAACUGAUGGGUCAGUGUUUUCACAUCUACUUCACAAUGACUUAUUAUCUUUCAUCUUUUAUAUCUUAGUCAUUAGAUUGUGCCCAUGCUGGGGCACCACCGUGAAGAGUUUUUGGUCGAAUGAAUCGACCCCAGUAUUUAUUUUUAUUUAUGCCUCGUAUUUAUUAGCGAAUAUAAAUGAUUUACUCAAAUAUGUCUGUGGUUCCCUUGAUCAUCCAAAUUUAGUGACAGUUUUUGAAAUGGAUUCUAAGGAUUCAGUUCGAGAUAUUGACAUGGCAAUCUUGAAGGCUCUUCUCAAAGCAAAUGACAAGAAAGUAGAAAAUUUGAGGCUUACACUGGAAUGGAACAGAAGUGAUAUUGCAAAGAGUGAAAUAUUUACAGAUGAAACUCUUUGGCCAACUGGCUCAUUGGAUAAUCUUAUGUCAUUCGCCCUCCAUGAAGAUCGUGUUGAUUUUGUCAAACUUUUCAUGGAAUAUGGAGUUACUUUGAAGAAAUUCUUAACCAGAGACUGUCUUAAAGAAUUAUAUAACAGGAUUCCCAAAAACUCCUGGUUAUACAGUCUGUUUGAAUUAGCCACCAAGAAGGAAAAAGAUUCUCUCGACUUGAACGAUGUUGCUCAGCUCAUCAAUUUCCUGAUGGACGACGACUAUUUUGAGUACAGUUAUGAAAUAAACAGCUCAGACUUCACUUAUCCUGCAAAUGAAUUGUUUCUAUGUCUUUUUGAAGAACGUGCCAUUGGAGUUUUGACUGAAUGUUACUCUUCAGAUGAAAAAAUGGCAUUAGACUUACUAGUGCAAGAACGGCAAAACUGGAGCAACGCCACGUGUAUGCUUAUAGCAGUAAAUGCAGACAAUAAGAAAUUUAUCUCUCAUGCUGCUUGCCAAUCUCUACUGAACAAUAUCUGGAUGGGAGAAAUGAAUGAAAAUAACAGCAGCUGGAUGUUGAUACUCUGUACAUUGUGUCCAUUGUUUAUAUUUCUGAUAAAGUUUGACGACAAUAACAUGUGUACCUCAUCAGAAGAAACCAACAAAGAUAAUCCGGACUAUUAUAAAAAGACUAAAGAGCCAAUACCUGAGUCUUCUUCUCUGUUAUGCCAUCCUUCUAAGCAUGGACCCAGGAAUACAUGUUCCAAGAUGUUCAGCAGACUCCUGUUAUUCUAUAACACUCCUGUCAUAACAUUUUUUGGAAAUUUGAUAUUCUACAUGAUCUUCCUUGGCAUUUAUAGCUACGUUGUACUUGUUGAACUCGAACAGCAUAUUUCUGUCCUUGAAUGGCUUCUGCUUGUGUGGGUGAUUGGAAUAUUUACAGAAGAAGUUCACCAGAUUUGCAUCAGAAGUUGGAUGUUAACAAAAAGUUCUCCAUCUCUUUGGAUAAAACUUGUUAAUUACAUCUCCGAUAUUUGGAACAUAGUUGAUGUUAUAACAAUCAUCUUGUUCAUCAUUGGAAUCAUUCUUCGCUAUCUGCACUAUUCUGAUGUUGCCAGAGUGGUGCUCAGUUUAAAUUUGAUUUCCUUUUACUUCCGUGUUCUUCAUAUGUUUUCCAUUCACCAAGAACUUGGUCCAAAGCUUGUAAUGAUUAAGAAAAUGAUGCAAGACCUUGGAUAUUUCUUCAUGAUCCUGUUUGUUUUCAUGGUUGCCUAUGGCAUUGCUACCCAGUCAAUUCUCCACCCAAGUACACCAAUGUCAUAUGAUCUAUUUAGAGGAGUUUUUAAAAAAGCAUAUUUUCAGAUGUACGGAGAACUUUUUCUUGACGAAUAUGAUGAAACUAAUUGCAAUAAUAUAACUGGCAAAUGUCCCUCAACGGUUGGCACAUACAUCGCACCAAUUUUGAUGUGUUUAUAUAUUUUGCUAACGAAUAUUCUUCUUCUCAAUUUACUCAUUGCCAUGUUCAGUUGCACAUUCCAAAAUGUGCAGGUAAAUACGGACCUUCACUGGCACUUCCAAAGAUACAGCCUGAUCUUUGAGUUCUACACUCGACCCCCUCUUCCCCCUCCUCUCAUCCUCUUGAAUAACAUCUAUCUCCUUUUUCGAUACCUUUACAAAAGAAAAAGACAUUUACCAUACAAGAAAAAAUCUGGAUUUAGAGAAAAAUUUGACAGAAAUGAUGAGAAACGCCUGAUUCACUGGGAAGAUGAGAUGGCAGACUCUUAUUUAUCAAAGAAAGAGAAAUAUGAUAGUAAUAGCAUGUAUGAGAAAGUAAUUUCAUCUUCAAAUCGAAUUGACCAAUUAACACUGAAAAUAGAAGAAUUACAACACCAACUGCAAUAUUCUAAAUAUGAAAAUUCACAGAAUGUUGUCCCUAAAAUUUUGUCUCCAAAAUCUGUAAUGGAAAUUUCUAAAGAUAUCAGCACUUCAAAUCAGAAGCUACAAAAAAUUGAAGAAAAGAUUAACGAUAUUGAUACAUCACUUGCUUGGAUAAAAGAAAAACUCAGAGGAGAAAAUCUUCAAGCAGAGAUUUCCUGUUGAAACGCUGGUUGAAUAUGUAUGGAAUUGUCUAUAUAUGUCUUUCUACCAACAAUGUAAUAAAUAUUUAAUAGACAAAAGUAUUGGGAAGUUAUUAAUUAUAACAAACCAGACACAGCAGCAGCAACAAGAACAGCAGUUGUAGUCAAAAUGGAUGUAAGCAAUAGUUAUGUCAGGUGGGUCAUACAAGAGACAUCGUGUAUAAAAACUGUAUUUAUAUAUAAGCGUUAUGCCUCUGUCCUCUGGCUAUUGGAAUAACAUAGCUGGUGGAAAGACAAGUGAUAGAGAAGGAGGCAGCUUGAAUGAGGUGUGUGAAGGACAAGGAGAGAGAAUAAAGAGACAAUCUGCUUUUCCUUGGAACUUUAGCAACAAAAAGAAAUAUAUGUAUUUUUACAUAUUUUUGAGGGCGGGCUGCUUGUGAAUUUACAGUAUUUGGGGGUGGAGGGUGUGUGUAUUUAUGGAGUUUUUUUGGCGGGGUACAUGUGAAUUUAUGGGGUUUUGGGUGGGGGUGCAUGUGAAUUUAUGGGGUUGUGGGGGAGGGGUGCAUGUGAAUUAAUGUUUUUCACAGAAAUGAAAGAUCAAUUUGGAUAAAAAUAAAGAAUUCUAAAAAUAAAAAGUGAUAAUUGUUUAUUAAUUAAAGAAAUGCAAAAGAAAAAUAUAAUUAAUACAAAUAUUUUGUUAAACCGUUAAAAUAUAUUUUACUAGUAAAGCACUUUGAAAUACUGGACACAGAGUAUAAUACCAGGGUAUAAUCCAUUCCAAAUUAGAGACAGCAAAGAGGGGACUUGGAUGUAAAUAACCAUGUUCUUCACGCUAUAUUUAAACUAUUCUACUCACUCUAUAUUUGCUUAAGUUUCUAAAAUAUAAACAAUAUUCAGAAAUUUCACAAUCUUUUAUUUAUUUAUUUUUUACAAAAGUUUAAUUAAACUAAAAACAAAAUAUAAAAAUUGAGCUGCAAAAGAAGAAAGGUAGCAUAGACAUUGGACAUAUAUAGUAUUAACAGCAAAUAAAUCUCAAAUAUUGUUUGUAAGAAAAAAAAAUUGCUUUAUUUAUUUAGUUGUAUUUUACAAGAUAACAAUAGAAUUUCAGAUACAAAAAUAUACGGCUGGCACCAAAGACAAAACAAACAUUUUGUUAUAUUUUGGUUUCUACAUAUCUAAAAUAGCACCUAACUGGUAUUUUCUGGAUAAGCAGAUCUUUAAAGAUUUUGGAUUAUACAAUAAAGGCUAUUUUAAGAUAGAGAUUAAUUUCAAAAUUCACUCCUCGAAUUUUCUGGAAAGACUGUUGUUCUAAUUAAUUGCUUUUAUAAAAGAUCCUAUCACAUGACACUGUCCCCUGGAACUGUUAUCACAAUUCCUUUACAGCUGUCCAACUCAAAAGAGGCAACACUGUCAAGAGAACUUGGAACAUGAAGAUGUCAGCUUUAAAUUUGUACUGCCUUCAAUGAGGGACAAAAAUCAUGGUCUAGAAAAUUCUUGACCAGUCAUUCUUUGUGUUUCGUCUUGCAUGCAAUUAAAAUUAGAAUGUCAACAAAAUAAAACGUUAAGCAAAAUUAGGGAGGGAAAACUUUUCACAAAGAAAAGCAGUGGUAAAUAUUUAUCACACAGUAUGGUUUUUUUUUUUCUUUUUCAAGUGAAAAUCAACCAAAUAU